Messenger RNA from Fundulus heteroclitus (mummichog), 1273 nucleotides. It is a transcript of the gene nit2, whose product is annotated as nitrilase family, member 2. Gene Ontology annotation, cellular component: mitochondrion. Gene Ontology annotation, biological process: oxaloacetate metabolic process; L-glutamine metabolic process. The record is from RefSeq and is a predicted model, not a curated record. NCBI's taxonomy places the organism in Eukaryota, Metazoa, Chordata, Actinopteri, Cyprinodontiformes, Fundulidae. The transcript has 10 exons. Bases 84 to 944 code for a protein of 286 amino acids. Gene Ontology annotation, molecular function: omega-amidase activity.
UGAAAACAAAAUGUCCUCCCGGAACCGGAAGUGGUCAGUGCCUUGCUCGCUGUGGACCCUGAGCUGAGCUGAGUUCUGCUCAGAUGCGGGCUGUGACCAAAGCGAUGUCUAAGUUCCGCCUGGCUGUGGUCCAGCUGCAGGUGAGCAGCGCUAAGGCGGACAACCUGAGCAGAGUCCGGAGGCUGGUGAAGGAGGCAGCGGGACAGGGCAGCGAAGUGGUGCUGCUGCCGGAAUGCUUCAACUCUCCGUAUGGAACCGGCUUCUUCUCCACCUACGCGGAGAAGAUCCCAGGAGAAUCCACCCAGGUGCUGUCAGAGGUAGCGUCGGAGAAUAAGCUGUAUCUGGUGGGAGGAUCCAUCCCUGAAGAGGAUGGUGGGAGGCUGUAUAACAGCUGUGCUGUGUUCGGCCCUGACGGAGAGAUGAUUGUCAAACACCGGAAGAUCCACCUGUUUGACAUCGACGUUCCCGGGAAAAUCCGCUUCCAGGAGUCCGAGACGUUGAGCCCCGGAAACCGUCUGUCCAUGUUUGACACGCCGUUCUGUAAAGUGGGCGUGGGGAUCUGCUACGACAUGAGGUUCGCGGAGCUCGCUCAGCUCUACAGCAGGAAAGGCUGCCAGCUGCUCGUCUACCCCGGAGCCUUCAACAUGACGACAGGCCCCGCCCACUGGGAGCUGCUGCAGAGGGGAAGGGCCGUCGAUAACCAGGUCUACGUGGCCACGGCAUCACCUGCCAGAGAUGAAGCGGCCUCCUACGUGGCCUGGGGCCACAGCACCGUGGUGAACCCGUGGGGAGAGGUCAUCGCCAAGGCUGGGCCUGAGGAAACCAUCGUCUAUGCUGAUAUCGACCUGCAGUACUUGGCUGACAUCCGGCAGCAGAUCCCGAUCACAUCUCAGCGUCGGGACGACCUCUACACAGUGACGUCUGUGCAGGAGGGAUCUGGCUGAAAACUCCGAACGGACUCGUGUUCUUCACAUGUCAAUCAAGUUAAUUGGACUUUAAUUCAUUCAUAAAUUCAUUUCUAGGUAUUGUCAUUGAGGAAACUGACAAUAUGUAGUCCUUGAUAAAGGUAGGGUGCGAGCCAUUUUGUUCUGCAAUGUGAUUUGGGUUAAAGUUUAACUACCAGGUUGCCAUUAAAAUAAGAAAAGUAAUGCUUCACUGUUAGGAUCCUAACUAGAUUAUGUAUGACCAUCCAGCUGCAGUUUUACAUGUUUGGGUUUCUGUUCUGGUUGAUCGCACAAAUCCAGGUUAAUUAAAAAAAAAAAAUCCAGACUCA